UUUGAGCCCAUGAACGACGCCUGCCGUUGGAUUCCCGGAAGAUCCGACCGUGAAAUCAAAGCCUCACGUCGAUUAUGGCGAAAGGAAUUCUCAAAUGGUCCAUCUAUGCGGGGGAAAAUCAUACACAGGGUGAUAUAUCGGAGCGAUGGUAUGGCCAUUCACUGGUAAGUCAUAGCAAAUUAUCUCUCCUUUAAAUGAUCAAAGUGUGCGUAGGCGAAGGGCAACAUCAGGCAUCCAAGCUGAUCCAACCGACUUUGGAUCACCACAUCGUAGUCACCCACCUCAACCCCCCGGGGCGCGAAUGUCAGACAUCGAAAGCGCUGACAAUGAAAAAGGAACAAAGGAACCCGAGAACAAAGCAGUCCAGGUCAAGCGCGAGGCUUCGGUUGAAUUUGAGCACGAGUCGCCCAGGGCCGAAUCAUCUGAACCGAAUCGACUUCCUACCGGCGAUGACUCGCUCACAGACAUGCUCACUGAUGAUUCUUAUGACGAGUUGUUGCCCACCCCUUCAAUCCUUCCCACCUAUGAUUCACAGAACAACUCCGAUCUUUCGACCACAGAAUCAUUCCCCAAUGUUCAAGGACUUCUUUUAAGCAGAAGUGACCUUAUUGGCCUUGCAGAACAUCGUGAGGGAUACCGCCUGCUUUCUCUGCCGUUUCAUGUCAUGUCAGUGUCCAAAGAUGGUGACAUGGAAUUUACCACUAGAGGGCCCCCGAGAUCUCUAAUACCUGACUGGGAAAUUCGCGCUUCUGCUGGAAACAAGCUUUGCAGUGUUGAUCAAUGGGAAGACGGUCGUUCUUCGAGUGUCUACUUUGCUUACAGCUCCGCAGCCUAUCCGAUAGCCCGGCUCCAGAUGCAAGGGAACGAUCGGGCUCCCACUUUGGACCACAUCCAAGCAAACCCGCAUCGACACGCAAUAGUCGAUCGUGUGUGUGCUUUACCAUCGUCUCCGUCCAGCGUUAGGUUCGUUACUUCAGCUAAUGAUGGGACAUGUUUCCAUUGGAGUGCGGAAUCUCCAAGUAGCGAACCAACUGUCGAAAGACUGAAUAUAUACACCUCAGCCCCUUUGAAUGACCUAUCAUUUUGUUCUGAAACCUCAUCUUUAUAUCUCUGCGGUAACGAUGGAACCGUUUCUAAGUUUGAUAUGCACUCCGCAACCAGCAGCACAGUUCUCUCUUUGGACGCUGCACCUCGUCAUCUUCACGUUCAUUCCUCCAAUGUCAUUCUGCUCGAAACAGACGAUCCUGAUCUCGAGUUUGAGAUUCGCGAUCUCAGAACGCCAAGAAGUUCCUGCAGAUUUGGUUACGACAGGAGAUCUCAUUUGUCAUUCGAGGGCCGAGGAGAUCUGCAGAGCGGUUUAUUUGCUCGAGGCGAUGCAAAAGGCACUGUUCGUUUAUGGGAUUUAAGAAAUGUGGAAGAUCAUUUCUCCUACACUGUUGCCCGUGGUCGACAAGUCCCUCACGUUAUCUUCAAUAGCAUAACGCGAGAUCGUGUACAAUUAAUCUCGUGCCUGGCCGACAACCGGCUCUCUUUCUCCACCCUUGUUGCUACACCAUAAGUAUAUGAUCUUAAGUACUAUUGUAAUCAUGGUUAUAAUGUUGUAUGGCAGUUCACGUCGCUAAAGG
Molecule: messenger RNA, 1625 nt
Organism: Cantharellus anzutake
Lineage: Eukaryota; Fungi; Basidiomycota; Agaricomycetes; Cantharellales; Hydnaceae
Exons: 8
Coding region: 302-1558 (418 amino acids)
Molecular function (GO): protein binding
Source: RefSeq, a predicted model, not a curated record